Zygotorulaspora mrakii is the source of this 1350-nucleotide messenger RNA. RefSeq names its product mRNA-processing endoribonuclease (gene SWT1). The transcript has a single exon. Bases 1 to 1350 code for a protein of 449 amino acids. Gene Ontology annotation, cellular component: nucleus. The record is from RefSeq and is a predicted model, not a curated record. Lineage: Eukaryota; Fungi; Ascomycota; Saccharomycetes; Saccharomycetales; Saccharomycetaceae.
AUGCGACUGCCUUCCUUAUACGCAUCUGGGAAUGACAAGGUAGAUGACCGGGGAGCAAAAAUACCAAGUGAAUUGACUGUGGCGGAAAAGGCAUACGAUAUUCCGUCGCACGCCAAAAAGCAUUCCCGGAGCUGCAGCAGUAGUGGAAGUUGUAAUGGAGGUGGUAGUGGGAGCAAUAAAUAUACUGUCGCGGACAUUGAUAAAAUAAUAGCAAAUGGUAAAAGUCGGACAGCUCAUCAUAAUUUCACUGGCACAGUAUUUGAUGAAGAAAGCAGUCCUCAUGAUUUGUGUCCGGCUCAGCGUCGUACUUCACCGCUACCGGCAGAACUUUCUGAAAAAUCUACCAUGGAGCCGACAAUCUUAGUUACCACAUUCGUGCUAGAUACAAAUUUCAUGAUCUCGCAUUUGGAAAUUUUGGAAACACUGCGAAUACUGAGUUCGCAAUACCAUCAUCGAAUUGUGAUACCUUUAACCGUGAUUCAAGAGUUGGACGGGUUGAAAGGGUCCUCGAAAACUGUCGAGGACAUAAGCAGCGAAAAAAAUGGCGAAACAAUCGGUUCUUUAGCUAGGUGGGCGAAUGAUUGGCUUUAUCGAAAUCUAGCUAAUCUUGACUCUUCUGUCAUUGGCCAAAAAUUGAGGGAAUCUAUAGAUAAAGAUUGUGUUAAAGAUAACUCAAUUUUGGAUUGUUGUCUAUACUUUCAAGGAAACUCAGACAGUUUUGUAAUCUUACUGUCCAAUGAUAAAAACUUGUGUCUUAAAGCUCUGAAAGAGGGAAUACCGACAGUGUCCUAUAGAGAAGGAAUGUCACCUCAAUUAAUCGCAUCCAUGUCUUAUACUGAGAAUGUGAAUAGGUAUGGAUUAGGAUCAUCAUCCAGGAGUGAGGACAUAAGCAUGGAUUCAACAGCAGUGCAAGAUUGUCAAAGAAAACACAGUGGUAUGAAUUUUAUAGAAGUUUCGACGCAGAUCUUUCGCGAAAUUACCCCAGCAGUUACAGACGCCAUUGAUUUCAUAAUGAUUAGCGAAUAUGGCAAUGAGCUUGAGUUAGUUGAUUACAUACCAAAUUCUUUAAUCAGUCUUCAUGAUGUUUCAAAAUGUAUCGCCAAAUAUUGGAUUUCCAUUUUUGCUGAUUAUUUCAUAAAAUCCCCUUUAAAGCAAAAUUCUUGGAAAACUUUAAAUCCAAACUUAGUCGAUAUUCCUAGAAAUUACCCAUCGUUGAGCAAUUUUAAAAUGUUCUGGACAGACGUUUUAUACAAUCUUUUCUCAAAACGAAGUGACGACGAUAAUACCAGACUUCAGCUGCUCAUUGACAGGUGGAACAAUCUCACUCAGUUAUGCGAACAUGCUAAAUAG